Gordionus sp. m RMFG-2023 is the source of this 1080-nucleotide messenger RNA. RefSeq names its product rRNA 2'-O-methyltransferase fibrillarin-like. Bases 90 to 944 code for a protein of 284 amino acids. The record is from RefSeq and is a predicted model, not a curated record. NCBI's taxonomy places the organism in Eukaryota, Metazoa, Nematomorpha, Gordioida, Chordodea, Parachordodidae. Gene Ontology annotation, biological process: box C/D sno(s)RNA 3'-end processing; rRNA methylation. Gene Ontology annotation, molecular function: RNA binding; rRNA methyltransferase activity; histone H2AQ104 methyltransferase activity. Gene Ontology annotation, cellular component: box C/D methylation guide snoRNP complex; nucleolus; small-subunit processome. The transcript has 8 exons.
CUGUCGCUCAUGUUAGAUAUCAUUUUACUCUAUAGUAGGCUCAGUAUAUUCAACAAUUUAGGGAAAUAACAUACCGCUAAAAUUAAAAAAUGCGACCAGGAUUUGGCUCAAGAGGGACACCCAGAGGUGGCGGAUUUAGAGGUGGAAGAGGUGGAAACAGUACUCCACGUGGAAGAGGAGGAUUUCGAGGUGGUAGGGGUGGAUCUGGACGAGGAGGCUUUAAGGCAGGACAGAAAGUUGUGGUUGAGCCUCAUAGACAUCCAGGAGUAUUUGUGUCAAGAGGAAAAGAAGAUGCCCUUGUAACUCUUAAUUUAGUUCCUGGAAUUACUGUUUAUGGAGAAAAGAAAAUAGCUGUUGGGACUGGUGAUGAUAAAAUUGAAUACAGAGCUUGGAAUCCAUUUCGGUCAAAACUAGCAGCUGCAAUAUUAAGUGGAGUUGGUAAAAUUUGGAUAGAACCAGGUUCUAAAGUUUUAUAUUUGGGAGCAGCGUCUGGGACAACUGUUUCCCACGUGUCUGAUAUAGUUGGUCCUGAAGGCCGUGUGUAUGCAGUGGAGUUCUCUCAUCGUUCAGGCCGGGAUCUCCUAAAUGUGGCUAAAUCCCGUUCCAACAUCGUUCCUAUUAUCGAAGAUGCCAGACACCCUCAAAAAUAUCGUAUGUUGGUGCCGACUGUUGACGUUAUUUUCGAAGAUGUGGCCCAGCCAGACCAAUCUCGCAUAAUGGCCCUUAACGCACAAUCCUACCUCCGGGCUGGAGGCCAUUACAUUAUAUCCAUUAAGGCAAAUUGUAUCGAUUCAACAGCUCAACCGGAGGCUAUAUUUGCUGGAGAGGUUCAAAAAUUGAGAGCUGACAAAUUAAAACCUAUGGAACAAAUAACUCUUGAACCUUAUGAAAGAGACCAUUGUGUUGUGGUUGGUGAAUAUAGGCCUCUAUUAAAGAAAAAAUAACAUUGGAAUACAUGUAUAAUGAAGAUAUUCAUUUUAUUGCACGAACGUACAACUUUUAUAUAAUAAUAGAAAUACUCUGUAAAUAUUAUUGUAAAUUUACUAUUAGCAUAAAUAAAUGUUUAACAUAAACGAGAAA